Molecule: messenger RNA, 4126 nt
Organism: Dipodomys spectabilis (banner-tailed kangaroo rat)
Lineage: Eukaryota; Metazoa; Chordata; Mammalia; Rodentia; Heteromyidae
Gene: Rgs6
Product: regulator of G protein signaling 6
Exons: 19
Coding region: 154-1815 (553 amino acids)
Biological process (GO): intracellular signal transduction; regulation of G protein-coupled receptor signaling pathway; G protein-coupled receptor signaling pathway
Molecular function (GO): GTPase activator activity
Source: RefSeq, a predicted model, not a curated record
CUAGACUCCCCUUCGCUCUUCGGUUCCCGGGGCUUCUCCAAGCUGGACCAUGAAUCUGGCGCGAGCUUGGCUGUAGGAGCAAUUCCGAAGCCGGAGAGAGAGGGCGUCCGGCAGUUCUUCGGUUGCUAAGAAUAAAGAAGACGCUCAGUCAGGAUGGCCCAGGGAUCCGGGGAUCAAAGAGCGGUUGGGAUCGCUGACCCAGAAGACAGUUCUCCCAACAUGAUUGUCUACUGCAAGAUCGAAGACAUCAUUACAAAGAUGCAAGAUGACAAGACGGGGGGUGUGCCCGUCAGAACGGUCAAGAGCUUUCUCUCCAAAAUCCCCAGUGUGGUCACAGGUACUGAUGUUGUACAGUGGCUUAUGAAGAACCUCUCCAUUGAGGACCCAGUUGAAGCAAUACACCUGGGAAGCCUCAUAGCUGCCCAGGGCUACAUCUUUCCCAUCUCUGACCAUGUUCUCACCAUGAAGGACGAUGGUACCUUUUACCGCUUCCAGGCUCCUUAUUUCUGGCCUUCAAACUGCUGGGAACCUGAAAACACUGACUAUGCCAUCUAUCUCUGUAAGAGGACAAUGCAGAAUAAAGCAAGACUGGAACUGGCAGAUUAUGAAGCUGAAAACCUAGCAAGACUCCAGAGGGCCUUUGCAAGGAAGUGGGAAUUCAUCUUUAUGCAAGCAGAAGCACAAGUAAAGAUUGACCGGAAAAAGGACAAGACAGAAAGGAAAAUUUUGGACAGUCAAGAACGGGCCUUUUGGGAUGUCCAUAGACCAGUGCCAGGCUGUGUGAACACAACAGAAAUGGACAUCAGAAAAUGUCGACGUUUGAAGAAUCCUCAAAAGGUUAAAAAGUCAGUGUAUGGCGUGACUGAGGAAUCCCAGGCACAGAGCCCUGUGCACCUACCUAGCCAACCAAUCAGGAAAACUACAAAAGAAGACAUCCGGAAACAGAUAACCUUUUUGAAUGCACAGAUUGACAGACAUUGUUUGAAAAUGUCCAAAGUGGCUGAAAGCUUAAUUGCUUACACAGAACAGUAUGUGGAGUAUGACCCAUUCAUAACGCCCGCAGAACCGUCCAACCCUUGGAUCAGCGAUGACAUCACUCUGUGGGACAUCGAGAUGAGCAAAGAGCCCAGCCAGCAGCGAGUCAAAAGAUGGGGCUUCUCUUUCGACGAGAUACUGAAGGAUCACGUGGGGCGGGACCAGUUCCUCCGAUUCCUGGAGUCAGAGUUCAGCUCAGAAAACCUCAGGUUCUGGCUGGCCGUCCAAGAGCUCAAAAAACAACCCCUCCAGGAUGUGGCCAGAAGGGUAGAAGAAAUCUGGCAAGAAUUUCUGGCUCCAGGAGCCCCAAGUGCCAUCAACCUGGAUUCUCACAGCUAUGAGAUAACCAGUCAGAAUGUCAAAGAUGGCGGCAGAUACACGUUUGAAGAUGCUCAGGAGCACAUCUACAAACUGAUGAAGAGUGACAGCUACGCCCGCUUCCUUCGGUCCAAUGCUUACCAGGACCUGCUGCUGGCCAAGAAGAAGCCAGAAAGUGAGCAAGGUCGUAGAACUUCCCUAGAAAAGUUCACACGCAGUGUGUGCUGCUGGCGCAGAGUCAGAAUGGCCGCUGCAUUUCACCCCCGAGGUGGCUUCCUUCCAGCAGUGGGGAAAGUCGCUGGCGGGCAAGCGCCUCACCGGCCUGAUGCAGUCCUCCUGACCGUCCCCACCGCAGGGCCGGGACCUGGGCCUGCAGAGAAUCCGGGUGGCCGGCGACGUUCUACAUCGGCAGAAAGAGCUUCCUUGCGGGGAGAUUUGGUCACUGUGAAGGAGAAAGAGUGAGGGCCAUGGAAGGCAAAGGUGGGGGCCACGGUGGGUGAGCGGAGAGACCAGAAAGAGAGUCCACUGCGCUGGGCAGCCUGGAGAGGUCCCUAUCGCCAGGAUCUCUUCCUUGUCCAGUUGAGCACCAAUGCUCUUUCUCUCAGAGGCCUCCUUUCUGACUGCAUCUGGAGCUAGAUCAUCUCCUGGGGUUCCUAUGUGACUGUCACUUGAGAAUACAUUCUUAUGAUCCUCAUUCCUCAGGCCAUCUGGGGGAAAUCAUGCCUUUGGGCAAACUCAAGAGGGAGGGUGGGGUCCUUGACACAUGCAGUAUUAUGCAUCACCUGCCUGCCCUCUCUCUGAUGGACACGCAGUGCACAUCAUAAAUUGAGCCACCAUGUCCCAUCGCCAUCCUCUCCCCCAGCCCUCCCUCCUGCUCCAUGACCAUGCAGGUAUAACCGGCCAGUGCCAGCAAUGCUUUCGUGUGAAAUGUCCAAAUCACAUCUUCAGCACUAAGGAAACGUCACCUCCAGCUCUUUCCAUCCCCUUGGAGAGCAAGUUUUGAAGAGGUCCCCACAGACCUGCUGGCCACCUUUGGGUCCUGUCAAAUGUGCACUUAGGGAUACAUGAGGAUAGGUGACAGCAUGCCUUUUUAGCAGCUGAUGACCAUCUUUCUAAAAGUUAUCCUUUCUUCCUAUUCUAGUUUUUGAUUUGUUCCUCUUGUUUUACUCAAAAUAAACAGGGCCACGAACACAAGGCCAUUGGGAUUCUCCCCUCCGGCAGCCCCACUGCGGGGGAUGUGGCUGGAUCACAGAUCGCAGAGCUGGCUGUACCCUCCUUCCCCCCCCCCAACAUUGGCAUCCUUCCAGGCACAGCCAGGCCCUUUCUGUCCCCACUGUGCCUGCAGCUGGGGGAGAGGGGAGAAUGUGCCAAUGCCAGGGUCACAAGGUUCCAUUCCCAGUUUUGAUCUGAGGACUCAGCUAAAGCACCCCAUUAAGCAAAGCUUAUCAUCUACGAGGACGCAAACCUUGCAAAAAAAAAAAUCCCUCAUGUUCCCUCUGUGUGUGUGUAUACAAGUGUCAAAAUGACUAUUUGCCAACUUGGUUGUGAGGUCAUAUAUGUAAAGCACCAAGUGAGGUGCCAGACACGUAGUAGGUGCUUAGCAAAUGGUAGCUGAUACUGUCAUUAUUGUCGUUGUUACUGUGAUACCCAGAAGCCCCUAGGACAGCAUUGUUUUUGAAUUCAGACACUCAUAUCCCUUUCCCACCUGCUAUGAUGAUCUUCCUUUGAUCUACUUUGGCCACAGGUGAACAAUCUCCCUUGGGAGUGUAUAAACAGAGCACCAAGAAGGAAACAAGUGAUCCAUGGUGUUUCUUUACCCAUGCGGGCAAAUUUACCAGCUGGUGACCAAAGGCUCAAAUGUUUGUUUGCAGACCUGGCUUCCUGGGUGCUUCAUAUGGCCCAUCUUCCAAUACCCAUUUCUGAGUCCUGUCUGUGCCUACCAGCCUCUCCGCUCAUCCCUUACAAGGGAGCCACUAUGGAGAGAAAAUCAUUAUAGUUGUUUCUUUGUGCAUUAUUGACACUAUAUUUCAUAGUUCCUAGUGGAAACUAGAGAAUGUCUCCAAAGACAACCAAUUUUUGGUGGACACACAGCCCCUGACACUUUGUAGACACUCCCCUGACACUUUGUAGACACUCCCUAGGGUCUUUUGACUCCCCUUUUACUUUCCCCCAUUUUUUUUUUUAAAUUCUCUCCCACUCCAUACAACCUUUCAUUUUAGAACAAAAUUGUAGCCCAAGUUUAUCUACAACCAACAUUGCCCAAAGAAGGCCUUCUCCUUUCUCUGGCAAGGAGUCCCAGGCUGUACUGACUGGAGACACUGGGCAUGUGACAAGGGUGUUCUCAAACAGAAGGCACUGCCAUGACCUAUGUUAUUCAAGGCAAGGGGCAUAGAUGCCUCCUGACUCUCUACCAGAUGCAGAUAGCAUUCUAAACCAGGCUGUACACAAAACCUGGCCAUGACAAUGCCUCAUUCUCCCCUAAGUUCUUGGCUGCUCCUCAUCUAUGCUGGCUUGAGAAUGGGCCUUACCAUGGAGCUCCUCAGAGAGCCUGCCUGACUCAGGUAGCCUGAGGCCCUGAGGUAGACUAGGCUAAAGGCCUCCAAACAUCUCUUAAGACAUCCAGAGAGGAGGGCAGGGUCAGCAGGCUCAAAAGAAGGAACGAAACAUCAGAUGGAUUCAAACCCAGAGCAAUAAUCCUCUCAUCUGCAGCCCACAACAGAGGCAAGCUCAGUCAUGUCCACAACUAUCUGUUCCUUAGUAGAUCAAGCCAGGC